Messenger RNA from Dujonia railenensis, 1476 nucleotides. The record is from the annotation of a GenBank genome assembly. NCBI's taxonomy places the organism in Eukaryota, Fungi, Ascomycota, Pichiomycetes, Serinales, Debaryomycetaceae.
AUGAAGAUAACCGUAGAUAGCAGGAGAAAGAAUGUUCUUCCCAAUACGUAUAUACCGGUUUUACUGAAAAAGGUUCUAGGCAACAUUUUGAGUCGGCUCCCCACCAAUUCGAUAGUGCAGUUGUCUCUCUUGUGGCCCAGGCUAGUACAUACCCAACCGCACUUGGAAGGUGAUGAGAAAAACAAGCACAACCAAAGGUUGUUGAACAAGAGGAUAAUACAGGAAAUUAAGAAUUCGUAUACUCCACCUUCUGUACCUGCUGGAUCUUCCAAUUCUAGCACGUCUGCAGCAGCAUGGAGACUCCCUGUGAAACGUAAACUCGUAGACAAGCUCUUAUAUGAGUACUGGACUAAGGGAUUGAACUUACUCCAGAUCUCUCAAAUUGACUGCCAGCUAAUUGUAGAUAGACCGAACGCAUAUUAUUGGAUUCUGUCAACUGUGAAAGAUAGAGGUGGAUUGGGUAAUGAAGUCCCCAUACUGUUGGACCCUCAGCGGUUCUUGAACGAGCUUGCUCUGGACUUGAACACAAUGUACAUGACGUAUAUAUACGUGUGCAGACAUCCGACGUAUCCCUUGGUAAUUAUACGGAUCCAAGUCUUUGACUUACAGCCGAUAUCAUCCUCGACUUUGUCUUCCAAGGCUUCACAUAACAGUAACCCACAUAUAACUUCACAUAAGCCAUAUUUCCUAGCCAUCCCGUUGAACUCACCUCACAUCAUCCAUUCACCAGGUCAGUCUGUAGUUUCCAAGAUAGUGCUACAAGCGGUAGAGAGAAAUUUGUCUCAAGAUCCUACUAACAUAUUGAGCUUGCAAACGGAUGAAAAUCAAAAGCCCGUGAGGUCAUUGGAAUCCAUGCACAUCCUCAAGGGUAACUCGAGAUUUGGGGGCAGUUUGGGAGCGUGGACUCCAUACGCAGAUGGAACAGUAGAUGCUUUGCCAUUAGAUGAAGUAGAAAGUCAUAAAUUAAUAGAGAAAGAAAUGGCGUUGCAGGACGAUGCUGAGAAUGGGGAAGAUGAAAUGCAGAAAUUGAAAAAGAUUGCAAAUUUGAGAUUUAAAGGAUCUGAAGACGGUAGAUUCAAAUCUGACCGAUUUUAUGAUGAUGUGAAGCCAAUUUCGAAAAGACGUAAGAAGUUUGGAGGUGCUGUUUCCUUCAAUAACAUUGAAGAUAGAGAGGAGGUAAACGACGGAUACGAAGAAGUCCAGAAUCUGGAACGCACUGAAUUCUCUUCCAUCGCUCCAGUACAGUAUGUCGAUUUUACUUUACAAGACACAAUUUUAGAUCUACAAGAAGAGAGUAGCGGCAUUGUGCUAAAGCUUUCCGGGAGUGACGUAUUUGCUGGGCUACACGAACUCUCAGUACAAACUACUGAAAGGGAUAGUAUGAUCCUUAAUCCUGAGUUGGUGCCUGGUUGGCUUACAGGAGAAGAAGGUGCCUCAUCUGGUACUGUCAAAAAUGGCUCCUUCUUAAAGAGCUAA